AUGCAGCAACCUAAUUUGCUGUCGAGCUUUGCGUUGCUCGCGCUUAUCGCCGCUCCUUCCGCUGCCUCGGAGGAAACUAAACAAACCAUUACUGUUCCAUGGGUUGGAUAUGAGGGAUACGCCCCGAAUUACUUCAAAGACUACGAGGUAUGGGAGGCUGGCUCGGAUGGUGAGAAAACAACCUACACGAUCGCCUGUCCUUCCAACGUGACAUCCUGCAUCGAUUUCCAACCGUACCCAAUGACAGUCGUCAUUGCGCCAAACUCAUAUAAUGUCCAAUUGGACGCGGUCUGGUCAACCUCAAGCUCUGGCUGCACAUUUUCCGCCGGCCCAACCCCUACAGCCGCGUCGUGCUCUUACACAGAGUCGUAUAACUUUGGAACUCGCACUCACACGACAACUGACAGCUACCACGUUCCGGAUGAGUCGGUUUUUGAAACCAUUGUGUCGGAAACUUUGGUCAUUGCGGGUACCGGACAUGCUACUACUACCGACUCAGUCUCUUCGACUGCAAUUGUGACUGCCGCUAUCGCUAGCGGAGGCUCUGAAACCUCGAGCGCUUCAGUCGGUGCAAGUGCGUCGCAGGGCAGCACCGCGAGCACGAAUGUUGCCUCUACUACUACUUCCAGUAAUUUUGCAGUCAAGACUCCUGCACGUUUGGUGUUGCCUGCCGUUGGUGGGUGGAUUGCCGGGGCUGCGUUGCAGAUUUAA
Messenger RNA from Penicillium argentinense, 711 nucleotides. RefSeq lists its product as uncharacterized. Lineage: Eukaryota; Fungi; Ascomycota; Eurotiomycetes; Eurotiales; Aspergillaceae. The record is from RefSeq and is a predicted model, not a curated record. Bases 1 to 711 code for a protein of 236 amino acids. The transcript has 5 exons.